AUGACCUCCUCCUCCUCACAUCGUCGUCCGCUGACGCGCUUCGACCUUAUCAUCACCUCCGAGGACGAGGAGAACCGCAGCGGGAGCGAGGAAGGUUGCGAACGGAGCUUCUGCGGCUCCAGGCGGGUCAGACUCGCCCGCGGACCUCUGGGGGACCCCGCGGUGCUGAAGCAGAGGAGCGCGGCCAACGCGCGGGAGAGAGGCCGGACACAGAGCGUCAACUCCGCCUUCACCGCCCUCAGGACCCUCAUCCCCACCGAACCCGAGGACCGCAAACUGUCCAAGAUAGAGACUCUCCGUCUGGCGUCCAGCUACAUCUCUCAUCUCGCCAACAUGCUUCAUCUCGGGGAUAGGAGCGACGAACAGCCGUGUUUGAGCAGACCCAGAGCGUCCAAGCUACCCAGGAGCAUCUGCACCUUCUGCCUGAGCAGCCAGAGACGACAGGACAACUUGAGGACUCAGAGACUGGACUCACAACCUCCAAGAACCUAAGCAGAGACUGAAUAUAAGGACACAUACUUAAAGUAUAAGGAC
Synchiropus splendidus (mandarinfish) is the source of this 534-nucleotide messenger RNA. It is a transcript of the gene tcf15, whose product is annotated as transcription factor 15. The record is from RefSeq and is a predicted model, not a curated record. Gene Ontology annotation, molecular function: DNA-binding transcription factor activity, RNA polymerase II-specific; RNA polymerase II transcription regulatory region sequence-specific DNA binding; protein dimerization activity. NCBI's taxonomy places the organism in Eukaryota, Metazoa, Chordata, Actinopteri, Syngnathiformes, Callionymidae. The coding region runs from base 1 to 492 and encodes 163 amino acids. Gene Ontology annotation, biological process: developmental process; regulation of transcription by RNA polymerase II. The transcript is spliced from 2 exons.